Messenger RNA from Diospyros lotus (date-plum), 1460 nucleotides. RefSeq names its product chloroplast protein FOR GROWTH AND FERTILITY 2-like. Lineage: Eukaryota; Viridiplantae; Streptophyta; Magnoliopsida; Ericales; Ebenaceae. The transcript has 4 exons. The coding region runs from base 1 to 1185 and encodes 394 amino acids. The record is from RefSeq and is a predicted model, not a curated record.
AUGGUGGUGCAGGUUAGUAGGGUGGAUGGUGCAGGCUACUACCACCAAGCCUUUCUUCCCAUCGUCUCUAUCCAAUCCACCGGCUCCAAGCGCCAAAACAAGGCCUUCCGCCGUUGCCCCGCCGCUUCUUCGCCCUUCUCCGCCAUCCCGAUCGCCACCACUCUUCUCCGGCAGCCAACCACUCUCUUUUUCCCCAUAAGGACUUCAUCCUUGAACCUUCUUCUUCAGAUGGGUCGAAGCCCACACCCCAUGUUCUCGCACAACUCACCCAAACCUCCUCCGCCCCAAGAAAGGCAAAUUAUUCAAGAAGCUGAUAGAAUCAGGGGAAUUGUUAACAUCUCUACAGAAGCUGUUGCUACUGGAACAGUUGUACUACUUUCAGCCCUCAUUGUUAUAUUAAUUCAUCCGGUAAUUGUGUCACCGGCUUUUGCUACAUUUCAAAGUGCGGCUACAGCUGGCGCUGCAGCUGCAGCAGGAAGAGGACUCUUCCGUUCCGAAUUACUAACUAGUGCCUGGACCGGUUUCUUUGCCGGUUGCCUACACACGCUAUCAGGGCCCGACCACCUUGCUGCUUUGGCUCCACUCUCUAUUGGGCGCAGUAGAUUGGAGAGUGCCAUAGUAGGAGCUCUGUGGGGCUGCGGUCAUGAUGCCGGACAAGUCAUUUUUGGAUUGCUGUUCCUCCUCCUGAAAGAUCGCCUCCACAUUGAAAUUAUCAGAACAUGGGGCACGAGAGUCGUGGGCUUCACCCUGCUCAUUAUCGGUGCCAUGGGAAUCAGGGAAGCUUCUGAGGUCCCUUCUCCAUGCGUUGCCCUGGAAAAUGGUGAAUGCGAUGUUAGCGUCUACGAAACUCUUGAAAACCCGACAAUUGGGAAGAAAAAAGAGAUCGGAUUUGCAACCUUCGCCACAGGUAUUGUACACGGGCUGCAGCCGGACGCACUGAUGAUGGUCUUGCCCGCGCUGGCGUUGCCUUCUCGCGUGGCUGGGGCUGCAUUUCUCGGCAUGUUCUUGCUUGGAACAGUAGUUGCAAUGGGAACUUACACUGUAUUUAUAGGGUCCUGUAGUGAGGCAUUAAAAGAGAGGGUACCUCGAAUAACUGAGAAGCUCACAUGGGCUUCUUCUCUUGUAGCAAUUGGCCUUGGAUUUGCUAUCAUCAUUAGCCAGUUUUUCGGGUUCAGCCUGUACUAAUUUAAGCUUGGCAUUUCACUAGUUUCACCAGCCUUGAAGAGAUUCUGAAAAGGACCCAUGGAUGGCAGCAGCAAAUUGUAGUGGGUUAUUGUUGCAGCUGCUUCUGAUCAUGUGGAUGAGAAUCGUCUUUUUCUUGCUUAUUACAUAUGCACGCCUUGGACAUUUGUAAUUUUAUUCAGGGAUGUAGGGUGUUUGUAAUCUUAGGCUGCCAUGGAAUGCCUGCUGGUUUGGAAAUACUAGCGGCUCGCAUAAACCGGAUUGAAAGUUUUCACAAA